Messenger RNA from Doryrhamphus excisus (bluestripe pipefish), 4308 nucleotides. Lineage: Eukaryota; Metazoa; Chordata; Actinopteri; Syngnathiformes; Syngnathidae. The record is from RefSeq and is a predicted model, not a curated record.
CCCACUCGAGUCAACUGCAACAAGUGCACUAAGAUGCUUGCCAGGACUGACUUCUUUUAACGGCAGCUGGCAAAGGAAAAAUCCCGACGUUUUCCUGAUCAACACUUUUUUAUUCCUUAGGAAACUUUCCAGCUCAUGCAUGCGCCAACGUUUUUCCUGUCGGUUGAUUCUACACCAACUCGACUCACGGAGAAAGUUGAUCGGCGAGCGCUCAUGAGUUAGCUUAAGUUGCUGCUAGCCGGGCUGACAGCCGCUCGACAUGUUUCCACGGGUGAACAACGACACGGAGGCUUCCGGGCAAGCCAGGCUGCUGUACUGUGGCUAAGGCUCCAUAAACUGCCGCUCCGUUGAUGUGAGGAGAACAUCGGCGACUAUGAGCACGGAAGGGGAGCCAAUGAUUGACAAGCUGGGGAUGACAUCGCCAAGUGUGCACGCAGAACCCAAGAGCAGAGUCUCGUUCACAAGCGAAGACUCCCUCCCGAGCCUCCACGCCUCCAAGGUUGCCCCAGCGCCCCGCCCCCUCUGUGAUCUCCACCCGAACCACGGUCAACCCGAGGGCAGCGCCGUCCCGUAUCUGCUGUCGGGCUGCGGUGCCCAAGUGCAGCCCGUGCAGACUGUGGGCGCCGCGGCGGAUGAGGGCCAUCCCAACGGCGUCAGCUCCUCGUCCGCCUGGUCCAACCCCGUCAGCGCCAAAGCCGAAGGAAACCCGGCCGCCGCCUCCAGAAUCAUGAGACUGUUUUCCAGCUCCAGGAAGGGCUCCUGGGCCUCCUCGAGCCCAAACGAUGACAGUCCCACCGGGCUUCCGAGGCUGGGUGUCGUGGAUUCGUUCAAAAAGCUCCGCUUGUCUGUGCUCCAGGGAAUUCAGAGUCGGGGGGCAACCGAUCGGGAAGCUGCUGUGAACUCUGACCUCCAGCAGGAGGCAGCAGCUGACUUGAACCUUGCAGAAGUUCACCACGUGUCCAAUGGAAACCUGAACUGGCCUGCAAGCCGCUACAGCUCCGACAUGGAGGACUACGACGAGGACGACGACGACGGCGGCGGCCUUCAGCGGAAUUCCCGCUUCUCCAGGAGUAUCAGGAGAGCGUACGGUGCAGGACGCAUCACGCUGCUGGACAUGGAUGAGGAGACCCUGGCGGGAAGCGGCCUUGCUGCCGACUCCAAGAAAGAAAUGUCAAAGAUGAACGGACAGACGGAAAACUCAGGUGGGAACGUCCUGAGCAGGCUGAGCAAAAGCGCAGACAACCUUCACGUCUUCAAAGCACCCUUCCGACGCAAGGCCCCAGCGCAAGGGGCGCCAUCCCCGCAGGAGGCCCCUCAGAGGACGAGCUUGUCAAACGGGACCCCGAACAUCCAGAGGACGUCCAGCGCCUCCUCCGUGGACCUCCGAGGACACGCUCGCAGGAGGAGCCCCGUCAAGGUGAAGGGUCAGAUGCUGAAGCUCGUCGGCAGCAUGACCGACCUGAGGGUCCUCCGCCGGCGAAGCCCCUCCCCCGGCCCCGCCGCGCACACCCCCAUGACACCCCUGAGCCGUCUCCACGACGACUACUCCCGGCGUGUACCCUGCCGGGCCGCGAGCGAGCGGCAGCCCCGGCCCUCCCCCGUCAGAGCCCGGGUGGCGUCUGCGGACGUCGGCUCGCUGGUUCACGUGCAUCCUCAACGCCACAUCGUCAUCCAGCAGGUCUCUGCAGGGAGCGGCUUCGAAGACGAGUCGUCUCCUGAUGACCAGACGGACCCAGGGGAAGUCGGCCAGCGUCCAUCCAAGGUGGCGUCAGAGGAGGAGUUGCAGCGAGCAGAGGGAGUCGCCACGGCACCCAGCGGCAGCACCCCCCCUCUCUCCCCGGUCUUCCUCCCGGAGUCGCCCCUGGAUUCGGCUUCCUCCGUCAGGGCCCGGCGAAGGAGCGGGCGCCCCAGACCUCGGCCCAUCUCGGACUACGGGCAGCUCCUCUCCAGGAGGCACUGCAUUCCCGAGGAGGUGGCCGAGCUGAACCCCGACGCGAGGACGGCCAACGCAUCGCUCCCCAAGGAAUGCAGCAGGAACGGCGUGCUUGGGAGCAGGGAGAGCGUGGGGAUGUGCGGCAUGAACGGGAACGUUCCGGGAAGGCAGCAGAGACCCGUGUCUGUGAUGGGGGUGGAGGAUCUGUUCUCCCCCGACACCGACGGUAGCGAGGACCAUCUGCCUUCUCCUCUGUCCCGCCCGCCCGUGCCCUCCCACCAGGUGCCCCCCUACAAGGGAGUCUCUGCCAGGUUUCGCCCCCCCACCCUCUCCCAGAGCACCCCCAUCGGACUGGACCGCGUCGGCAGGAGGAAGCAACACCGAGUGCUGAGUGACGGUGUGUCGGAGAUGCUGGACGACAGCGUGAGCGAGGAGGAGGAGGGGAGCUUUGACGAGCUCGCCGAUGUCACGCCUUACCUGGAGCCCGGGGUGGAGCUCUCGGUGCUCGUUGAGUGGAUAAGCUCGGGCCACGCGGUGUACGCGGAGGCGCUCUGGGACCAUGUGACCAUGGAGGAGCAGGAGCUGGCCUUCAAGGCCGGAGACGUAAUCCGCAUCCUGGACGCCUCGCACAAGGACUGGUGGUGGGGCGGGCGGCCCGACAAGGAGGCCUGGUUCCCGUCCAGCUUUGUGAGGGUGCGCGUGAACCAGGAAGACUCCAGUGCGGGAAGCGUGGAGAGUGUGGCGGACCAGGAAGACCCGACCCCCAGAGACACGCACAGCAGCCAGCACCGCCAGCAGAUGAGGACCAAUGUGGUCCAGGAGAUCAUGAACACGGAGCGCAUCUACAUCAAGCACCUGAAAGACAUCUGCGAGGGUUACAUCCGCCAGUGCCGCAAACACCCGGACAUGUUCACCGAGCUGCAGUUAAGGACCAUCUUCAGCAACAUUGAAGACAUCUACAGGUUCCAGAGGCAGUUCCUCCGCGACUUGGAGAGGAAGUACAACAAGGAGCAGCCGCACCUCAGUGAAAUCGGCUCCUGCUUUCUCAUGCAGGGGGAGGGCUUCUCCAUCUACUCGGAGUACUGCAACACCCACCCGGCAGCCUGCGGCGAGCUGCAGCGCCUUAUGAAGUCCGGCCGAUACAAGCACUUCUUCGAGGCCUGCCGCCUCCUGCAGCAGAUGAUCGACAUCUCCAUCGCCGGCUUCCUGCUCACGCCUGUGCAGAAGAUCUGCAAAUACCCCCUGCAACUGGGGGAACUGCUCAAGUACACCCCCAAGGACCACAGUGACUACGGUGGCGUGGGCGACGCGUACGAGGCCAUGAAGAACGUGGCCAGUCUGAUAAACGAGAGGAAAAGAAAGCUGGAGAGCGUUGACGCCAUCGCUCACUGGAAGGUGUCCAUUCUCCACUGGGAGGGUCCCGACGUGCUGGUGCGCAGCUCCGAGCUCAUCCACUCGGGGGAGCUGACGCGUGUCCUCCGACAAGGCAAAAUGCAGCAGCGCAGCUUCUUCCUCUUCGACCACCAGCUGGUCUUCUGCAAGAAGGACGUCCUGCGCAGGGACCUCCUCCACUACCGGGGCCGGCUGGACAUGGACCACACCGAGGUGGUGGAUGUGCCGGACGGGCGGGACGCGGACCUCGGCCUGAGCCUGAGGAACGCCGUGCGGCUGCGUCACGCCUCCACGCUGGAGUUUGUGUGCGUGUUGUGCUGCAGGAAGGCGCAGGACAAGGAGAGGUGGCUCCAGGCCUUCGCCGACGAGAGACGGCGAGUCAAGGAGGACCAAGAGAUGGGAAUAGAAAUCAGCGAAGAGCAAAGGAAGGAAGCUAUCGCUAAUGCCAGAAGAUCCAAACAGGGCAAGAUCAAAACUGUCGGCUACUCCGGCUCCGUCCCACCGCAUCACCAAAACCUCCACCCGCUCCACCAGCGCCACGUCACCAUCCCCACCAGCGUACCUCAGCAGCAGGUCUUCUCUCUGGCCGAGCCGCCCAAGCGAAAGCCUUACCAGCUGCUCUACAGCAUCACCCGCAAUGCCUUCUUUAGGAAAUGAGGCUCCGCCCCCUCGCGGCGUGCCGCCAAUGGACUGACAUGUUUGUUUUUAUUCAUAAGUUGUUGUGGACGGGCGUGCCUCGGGUGGAAACGGGCCACACUAGUGUUAAAAUACUGACUGAUGAAGAUGCUGCUCACUCCUUCUUCUUAACCCCCCCGUGAUCUUACCGACCCCCCCUUUUACGUUCACUGUGACAAUGAUGUUCAUUCUGCUUUUAUGUUGACAAUUAUUUUAUUUGACAAAGGCUGGACCCUUUUUUGUUUGUUUGUGCCCCCUGGACUGUGAGUGUUGCCUCCUGUUGACGCUGUAAAUAAAAUCUUGUACUC